Molecule: messenger RNA, 911 nt
Organism: Pyrenophora tritici-repentis Pt-1C-BFP
Lineage: Eukaryota; Fungi; Ascomycota; Dothideomycetes; Pleosporales; Pleosporaceae
Product: AhpC-TSA multi-domain protein
Biological process (GO): cellular response to oxidative stress; cell redox homeostasis
Cellular component (GO): cytoplasm
Molecular function (GO): thioredoxin peroxidase activity
Source: RefSeq, a predicted model, not a curated record
AUGCCCGUGGAACUCCGUAAGCGCAAGGAAGCGCCCCCAGCUCCCGUGCGCCCAGCGAAGAAGAAGGCACCGGCCAAGGCCAAGAAGGCUGAGGACGAGAAGACGGUCGUCGAGAAGGUCCAGGAGACUGUUGCUGAGAAGGUCGAGGCUGUCAAGGAAGCUGUUGUCGGCAAGAGCAACGGCGCCUCUGCAGCCAAGGCUGGCGCGCCCAAAGUCGGUGAUACAAUUGACCUUGCUUCCUUUGGCGGUGAGAUUGAGACAAACGAUGGGGAGAAGACGACACUCGCGAAGCUUGUAGAGGAAAGCAAGGGCGGUGUCGUGCUAUUCACGUACCCCAAGGCCUCGACGCCUGGAUGCACAACACAAGUCUGCCUCUUCCGCGACUCCUACACCCCCCUCACCGCAACCGGCUAUUCCAUCUACGGUCUCUCCUCCGACAGCCCCAAGGCAAACACCACCUUCAAGACUAAGCAGAAGCUGCCGUACACCCUCCUUUGUGAUCCGGCGCAGAGCCUCAUCUCGGCUAUCGGCUUCAAGAAAGCUCCCAAGGGCACCACGCGCGGUGUCUUUGUUGUGAACAAGGAGGGUAAGGUCUUGGCGGCUGAGCCUGGUGGCCCGGCUGCGACGGUCGAAGUGGUGAAGAAGCUGGUGGGCAACAAGGAGGAGGUGCCGAGUAAGAAGCAGGUUGAGGACCAGGAGAUGGCCGAGACGGCAGAUGAGGUCGCCGAUACCGCGGCCAAGGUUGACAGCAAGGAAGCUUAGUGUGGACGCCUUUGCUGAGGGUGUGUGUUAUUUGACCGUGUCUGUGCUUGUGUCUGUGCUUGUGUCUGUGUCGUUAUCACUGUGAAUGGAUUUGGAUUGGGCUUUGGUAAAAAGGGCUGGGCUAGUAGCACAUAUAUAUCAUGUAUCCA